Messenger RNA from Drosophila grimshawi, 1446 nucleotides. RefSeq lists its product as uncharacterized. Bases 717 to 1322 code for a protein of 201 amino acids. Lineage: Eukaryota; Metazoa; Arthropoda; Insecta; Diptera; Drosophilidae. The record is from RefSeq and is a predicted model, not a curated record. The transcript is spliced from 2 exons.
GUUUCUUCAGGCUAGCUGCCUGUCUAGCUAUUAGCUGUUAGCUUUUAGCUUUUAGCAGCUAGCUGUUAGCUGUUAGUUGUUUUGUUAGCUGACUUUGGGGCCAGCUAAAAAAUUGACGCAGUUCGCGUUGAAAUCUCACGCGACGCAGAUCGCGCGAGUAGUCGGCUCGGCUCAUACACAAACCACAUAUAUAUACACACAUAUAUCUGUAUAUAUAUGAAUCUAUAUCUAUAUGUAUAUGCAUAAAUAUAUAUUUGUGAAAUGGGUUCUCCAAAUAGUCGGCCAACAGUGCAUAAAUUAAUAAAUUGUUGCUUGAUGUCAGCGCAGCGGAAGAGAAAAUGAAAUAAAAAUUCUUUGCUUUUUAUUUAUUUGCAAAGUGGCUAUACAAAUAGUAGAACUGUGUGUGUGUGUCUCUUUGUAAAUGUGUGUGUGUGUGUGUGUGCAAUUUUGUGCAACAUAAAACUGAAGGGAGAACCGAGGGAGAAGCUCAGCGAACGCAACGUCUUCUUACAUUCUGCAUCUGACAGUCAAUAAAAAUACACAAAAAAAAAAACAAAAAAAACGAAAGAAAGAAGGCAAGAAAGAAAACAGAUAUAACGCAAAUAAGGAAGGAAAUAUUUAUAUAGCCAUUAAUAUCAGCGUUUCGAGCUCAACACGGUCUCUUCCGAUACGUUCACCCCUCCCCCCUUUACUUCACCUCCACCUCCACCUUGAAAAUGUCAACGGCAGCUACGUCUUUGGUCUACUGGCAGUCAAUGAACGGCGCUGCUGCGACUGCUGCCACUGCCACGACCGUUGACGUUGAUGCUGACGUUGAUUUUGACGUUGAGGUUGGCAGUGGCAGUGGCAGUGGCCAUGUGGCGGUCGCGAACCCCCAUCCAAUGGUCACAGCCGCAGCUGCCCCAGCUGGAGUCAAUGGCUCCAACGAUUGGUUAUACAACGCCGCAGCAGCAGCAACAACAACAACAACACAAUGUCAACGUCCGUCUCCGUCCUUUGCUCCACGGCGGAGCAACUGGAGCAAUGGAAGCAGCAGGUUCAAUGAUUUCGACAGCUGUGACACUGCGCACUAUCAAUUGCAGUUGCAUCAAGAGCAGUUGCAACAACAACAACAACAACAAAAGCAGCAACUGCCGCAUUAUUUGGCUCAAAUUGGCUGUCAGCAUACGGUGAAGAGAAGUUUCGCCAUUAUCAAUCCCAGUUCAAAAUUCAGGGCAACUAUCGGCGGUCAACAGUCCAGCGAUCAAUCGGAUCACAAUUUCCAAGAACAGCAACAACAUCAGCCAACACAAUGUGGUUUCCUAUUUAAUUCCAUUCCAUAAGUCAAGCUCAAAUGGCAGGAAAAUGCAAGGAAAUGCCCACCUAAAAAAUAGCUAAAAGCUCAAGCUAAGCUCGCCAACUGGCAGCGUUAUAAGCACGGAUAAAGCUUAUGUUAAUGUUAAGAUU